Messenger RNA from Debaryomyces fabryi, 2304 nucleotides. RefSeq names its product Pex8p (gene PEX8). Lineage: Eukaryota; Fungi; Ascomycota; Pichiomycetes; Serinales; Debaryomycetaceae. The record is from RefSeq and is a predicted model, not a curated record. Bases 1 to 2304 code for a protein of 767 amino acids. The transcript has a single exon.
AUGUCUAACUUGAAUAGAGUCUUAGGAGAUCAAGGAAGAGCUUUAGUAAAUGGAAGUUUCCAAAACUAUCUGCAACCUACUCCGCAAGAUUUAGAUUUCUUGAUAAAUGAUUUAAGAUUCCCUCUGCCAGAUACUACCAUUCACAAACUUUUAGGUUAUUUAUACCAUUAUAUCCCUUAUGUUAAAUAUGAGCAUAAUCUCAAAUUGGUAGUAGCAAGCUUUCUUAACAAUCCAUUAUGCUUUUGCCAUGAGGGUGCUCCAUUUGAAUCCAAUUAUAUGAUCAUCGAAGUUUUCAAGUUGAUUGCAGACAAGAAAUUAAGAAUCUCCAAACCAACAUUGUCAAUUAAGUCGUGGUAUACAAUUAUUUUAAAAGAGAUCAACAAUUUUGCCCUUUUCAAUCCCCAAAUAAAUAGUUGGAAAGUAUUGCCUAUUAUUAGUGGUUUACUAUUAUCAAAUGACUUGAGAAAUAUGCUUUACACCAAAGAUUAUCCGCUUGAGUAUAGAUGGUUUUUCAAAGACUGGGAUGAAAAGAUAACGAAGCUAUUCAGAUACUGUUUGAAAUACACUCUUUCGGCCGUUCAUUCAGACGAUGUCAUCAACUUAACUUUGGUUAGUUUAGCAAUAACAUACAAAAAAGAAGAAGACAUUAGAGAUUAUACGCUGAACAUAUCUAGCAAUUUUAUCAUUUCGAGAUUGAUUCACUUGAUAUUUGGAGAAUCAGAUAUAUCAGCAGCUGUGUAUACGAAGUUCUUUUUUAUAAAUCCAGGAGAUUCACAAGCUGAAGAAAUAGCAAAGUCGGAGAUUAUGCUGAGGCCUGUAUUGAAACAACUAAACAAACUUUCAUUUUUACUAGAGAGUUACUUCAAGAGGCUCCCUAUCCAUGAAUCUUCAUUUCCCUUGAUUUUGGAUAGCUUGGAUAGAAUUCAUACAUUCAAUAAAGCGUUGUGCUUCUCAACUCAAGCAUCAUUUUUCAAUCAGAACCCUGUGCAAUCUACAGAUGGUACCGCAAAUGCCCUUAAUCAGCAAUUUUGGUACUUGAUGAAGACUCUUUUAUUCGCAGAAGUUGUUGUUUAUCAGGGCAUUUUAACAAGGUUUUUAACUUCAACAGCAGGUAAUAAUUUAACUUUCUUUUCAAAACUUUAUACUUCUAAAUCAUUUAAUUCAUUGGAGUUGGAAUACAAGCAAAUAUCUUUGAAAAUUUUGCAUAACCUAUAUUAUAUGAAUCACAUUUCACACUCCAUUGGACAGGGGGGCUUUGAUAGCUACAAUUUUGUCUAUUACUUGACCUUAGAAUUUGCCUUGAAUAAUGGGCCAUCUACGUAUGAAUUUGAAAACUUAACUAGGUUCUUGAUAGGAGAUUAUCAAGAAGUUAAUCUAUUUCCAGAUGUCAUCAACAAUAAUUAUAUUGUUCGUUGUAAAGUAUUGUUUGUUUUAGGAUUAUGGGAGAAUUAUUUGCAACAAGAAAAACAAAACCAAGCAUUUAUAAAGCAAGAAAUAUUUUCAGUAUGUCUUCAUUUAGUUGAUGAUUCCAUAUUUGUUGAUCCUGAAUUAAUUGAAGCAAGUCAUUCAGUCCUUUUGAUUUGCUUUUCCAAUGAAAAAAAUAGUACUAGUCUAAAAGAAUCAACUGAAUACGUUCAAUUGCUCAUCAAACAAUUCCCGAGGUUAUUAUCCCCGAACCAAUUAAGCAUUGGGGUAGAAACUGUUGGAAAGAAGAUAUUAUCUAAUCCAAUCUCCUAUAGUGAAGGUUUUCAUGCUAAUUCAGUUGACGAAUUUUUGAACUUUUUAUAUUUUGCUUGUCUACAUGCAAGAUCUGGAAUUUCUAUAGACUCACAUGAGAGUACUAAUGAAGUUGCAUUUGCAUCAGCACAGCCAAUAUCUGAAAUUGCUGCAUCGUCUACCAUGAGCCAUUUAGAUAAGAAAAAGAAUGAAAACACUGAUAUCAUCCGUGCCAAUAAGAGAAAGAAGCCGAAAGCAAUAGUCAAUUUAAGAUUGCCAAAAAACAAUUCCUCCAAAGACUACAAGUUUGAAAGACGUACAAAGCCUGAAACAACUAGAGAAGCUUUGAUUGUCUCUACAAUAAACUUAAUCCCUUACUUGCCGUUAUCAAUAUUUACGAAAUGGCUAAAUAAGAUUUGGAGUACGAUAGAAAUGAGUAACGCUCGUGAAAUUCCAUAUUUGACAUCAAUGUUAUGGAAGGUUCUUAGUGAAAACAUGGACUUGAAUAGAUGUGAAAUCGGUUUCAGGUGGUGGUACGAAUCAAAACGAGCUGCAGAGAACCUUGAACUUUCAUUAUUGAAGCUUUAG